UUUGACCACACCCACAGCCACACACCCCCCGGAGACACCCGACGGCCUCACAACUCCUCCCCCAACGGCGCUCUCUCAUCGGUGGAUGCCGGCGGCAUGCCCGAAGACCACGGCGGAGGAGCUCGCGCGGGUGGCUGCCGCGUCGGCGUGCCCGGAGACCUCGACGGAGGAGCUCGUGCGGGUGGCUUACCUGGCGGUGUGCCCGGAGACCGCGGCGGGAGGAGAUGCUCCAGGAGCACAAGCGGUGGUUGUUGCCGCCCGCCGGCAGCGGGCGCCCUAGCACCGGGCCGGGGCCGAGCGGCGUGGCCGUAGAACGCUGCUGGUGUCGGCGCCGUAGGAAGCGCAGCUGCGGGUCCCCAUUGUUUUGGCGCCAUGAGCCGCGGGGGCGCCGCCUCGCUUCUGGCCAGGGAAUCAGCUUGCGGCCAUUCAUGGUUCGCAGCGGCCUUCGUCGUCGAUGCACGCCCACGACAGUUGGCGCAGCAGCAGCAAGGGGCGACUAAGGGAUUACGCCAUGUAAGUAACCCACCCUCUCAAUCCUGGCAUAAGCACUAACUGAAUCUCAUUUCAUGAGCAGCACUUGGUGUAUACAGACUGAGAGUGCGAUUCAGAAGAAAUAGUCACACCAUUGUCAUGAAGCAGGAGCUAUCUGUGAGUUUCUAAUGCAUUUCAGGAGUAACUAUUUUCGAGCCAAUGGGAUAAGGAAAUUGCUGUUCCUGUGAUAAUGCCAUGACAACUAGUUUGAGAAGACAGUGACACUUUUUAUGCUCGAUAUUUAGACAGUUUGCCUCCUAGCAAAUUCAGAUUAGGUGUGUAGAUGAUUUUUGCAGAAUCUAGACAUGGCAAAUCGACAAAUUGUAGACUUUGAUGGGGCCACCAGAUUAGUGUAUGUUUUGGGCAUUUUUUUUCAGAACCAACCUUUCGAACUAGUGUUCAUUCAAAUUUUACUACCCAUGCCAAA
This is a messenger RNA of Triticum aestivum (bread wheat), 958 nucleotides long. RefSeq lists its product as uncharacterized. The record is from RefSeq and is a predicted model, not a curated record. Lineage: Eukaryota; Viridiplantae; Streptophyta; Magnoliopsida; Poales; Poaceae.